Molecule: messenger RNA, 2829 nt
Organism: Pristis pectinata (smalltooth sawfish)
Lineage: Eukaryota; Metazoa; Chordata; Chondrichthyes; Rhinopristiformes; Pristidae
Gene: bysl
Product: bystin-like
Biological process (GO): rRNA processing
Cellular component (GO): nucleolus; preribosome, small subunit precursor; cytoplasm
Molecular function (GO): snoRNA binding
Source: RefSeq, a predicted model, not a curated record
CGAGUCGAUACAUUGCGCGCAGGCGCAGUGCCGCGGGCCCACGUGGGGCGCUGAGCUGCCGGGACCCCGGGCUUGGGUGCGGCACCAUGCCGAAAGCGAAGGCGGCCAAGGGCGGCCAGGCUCCCCGGGGCCGGGGCUUGGGCCUGGCCGAGCAGAUACUGCAGGGCGACGCGGUGAAGCCACUCGGCCGCCAGAAGGAGCGGCACCGCAGGCAGGAGGCCCGGGCCCAGGACCGGGACCGGGAGGAGUACGUGGACGCCCGGCUGAGCCGCAGGAUCCUGGAGCAGGCCCGAGCGCAGCAGGAGGAGCUGGAGGCCGAGCACGGCGGCGGCGGCCCGGGCAGCAGCGCCAAGACCACCGUGCUGGGCUCAAGUUCAAAGGGUAAAGAUUCUGACUGCGAUUCGGACGAUGAGUGGCCAACACUGGAGAGCGCGGCUGCGAUUACGAAGGAAGGCUACAGCGAGGAAGUCGUCGUGAACCCAGAGGAUGAGGCGGCAAUAGAUAUGUUCAUGAACAAAAAUCCUCCACUGAGGCGCACUCUUGCCGACAUCAUCAUGGAGAAGAUUACAGAGAAGCAGACAGAAGUGCAGACAGCCAUGUCGGAAAUCUCUGGCCUACCGAUGCCACAGCUCGACCCCAGAGUCGUGGAGGUGUACAAGGGUGUUCGUGAGGUACUAUGCAAGUAUAGAAGUGGGAAACUUCCAAAAGCCUUCAAGAGUCCAGCGUUGUCGAACUGGGAGCAGAUACUAUACCUCACUGAACCAGAGAGCUGGUCAGCAGCAGCCAUGUACCAGGCAACCAGGAUCUUUUCUGCCAACCUGAAGGCCAAGAUGGCCCAGAGGUUCUACAACUUGGUGCUUUUACCUCGAGUGAGGGAUGACAUUGUGGAAUACAAACGCCUUAACUUCCACCUUUACAUGGCCUUGAAGAAAGCGCUUUUCAAGCCUGGAGCCUGGUUUAAGGGUAUUCUACUUCCUCUGUGUGAGUCAGGCACAUGCACAUUAAGAGAGGCUAUCAUCAUCGGCAGCAUUUUGACCAAGUGCUCCAUCCCCGUCCUCCAUACCAGUGCUGCAAUGCUGAAGAUUGCAGAGAUGGAAUAUAACGGUGCAAACAGUAUCUUCCUGCGACUGAUGAUUGACAAGAAAUAUGCUCUUCCUUUCCGAGUUAUCGACGCGCUGGUUUUCCACUUCUUGCAGUUCAGGACUGACCAGCGAACGCUGCCCGUGCUGUGGCACCAGUGCCUGCUCACCUUUGCCCAGCGCUACAAGGAGGACUUGUCCUCCGAACAGAAGGACUCGUUGGUGGAACUGCUGAGGAUUCAUUGUCAUCCAAGCAUCUCUCCGGAGAUCAGGCGUGAAUUGGUCAACUCCAAGUCGAGGGACGUAGAAGUGGGAAUGGCAGUGGAAUGACUCCUUUGUGGUCCUUCCCUGCUGGUUUUGUGCUCUGGGUGAAUAAAUAUCUGGAUUUGAAGUAAUACUGAUCUAACCAAUUAGCUUGGAUUUCUAUUUGAUGUGGAGAUCAAUAUCUCGUUAUUAAUUGAUAUGUUUUUAUGUUGCCUUAAUCCUUAUGAAAUGGUCAUUUUACAUAGUGCUCAAGCGUGCCUUGACACGACAGGUCCUCCCCAGGUUACAACAGGGUUCUGUUCCUGAGAGGUGUUCGUAAGGCACAGUUCAACAACAGUGUGUGAGAGAGGAUCACAGAAACGGUGACAGGAGAGCGAGCAGGUGUGGCAAGUGUGGCCGCCAGCCGGCCUCACUGACUCGGUGAGCGAGUCUGCUCAGUGCUCCCGGCUCUGCUCAUUGUUACAACUCUGGGUGUAGUGGUGAGAGAGAGAGAAAGCACAUGAAAAUUCCCUGUUCCCACCUAGCAGAAGAUGCCUGCAGCCCCCACAGCACCUGGCAAAUCCAUCCCUCCAGCCUCCGGGUGUCCAUAGAUUGAGUGUUCGUAACCCAGAGAGGGGCUGUGCUUUGAAGAGUCUGAAGUCUAAAUCACCAAAAAUGCACAUUAUCUGGACAAUUCUCACUGCAUUUUGUGGGAGCUUAAUCUGUGUGAAUUGUGUUGUCUGCUUAAUAACAACUACAGUUUGUAUUUCCAUCUACAUAGCUGUAAACUGGUAAAUUGUUUUAUUAUUUGUCACGUACUGAGGUGCAGUGAAAAACAUUGUUUUGCAGGCUGUCCAUACAGAUCAAUUCAUUACACUGCAGUGAGGUAGUUUAAGGGAAAAAAAUAAUGCAGAAUAAAGCGUUACAGUUACAGAGAAAGUGCAGGUAGACAAUAAGGUGCAAAGCCAUAAUGAGGUAGAUUGUGAGGUCAGGAGUCCAUCUUAUUGUACUAUCAUAUCGUCUGGCCAGCGUUAGAUACAUGGAGUUAUACAGCACAGAAACAGGACCUUCAGCCCAACUUGUCCCCAGUUAUCCAAGUUAAUCCACCGUAACCGUAAAACUAAAGUGAUUUCCUCACAGGUGAGGGAACCAGGAAGCAGAGGAAAAUCGGUCUUGGUCUUGGGUCAGUUGUUGCAUUGACCCAGAGGUUCACGUUGCAACAAACUAGGCUGGCAAGUUACUUCAUUCACUCUUGCACGUGAUACUUUAAAUUGACUUGGGUCUGUCCAUGGAGAAUAUACCUUAUUGUCGACCUGCACUGUACUUUCUCUGUAGCUGUGACACUUUACUCUGUACUGUUAUUGUUUUUACCUGAACUACCUCAAUACACUCUGUACUAACUCAAUGUAAUUGCACUGUGUAAUGAAUUGACCUGUACGAUUGGUAUGCAAGACAAGUUUUUCACUGUACCUCGGUACAAGUGACAAUAAUAAACCAAUACCCAUCA